AUGAAGAGAACAUUGGAAAUGAAUGUCUUUCUGAUCUUAUGAAUUUUGGUUGAUUUCGUGAAGAAACAAUUGAAAGCUGUCUAUGAACAACUUAGGCUAGAGCAACAGAAAAUAGAAAAUUAUCUUUCAGACUGGAGCAUGAAAAUAUUAGAUCAUUCUUCAGAAGAAAGAAGUAACCUGCUUAGUGAACUGCCCAUGGAAUUAGAAACUUUGGAAUGUCCAUACCCUGACUUGAAAUCUUCAAUCCUUAAUGAGUUCUGUAACUUUACAGAGAAAUAUCAAAAGAAACUUCAAGAUUUUGAUCUGCAGUUAGAAGACAUAUGCAGAAACUUCCAAUUAAGUGAUGAAGACCACUGGAUUUACCAGGCUGUUUUGGAUCAGUAUCCUGGGGAUCUCUGUGGCCGAAGGACUUUGUAUCUGGACAUGUUACAAAGAUAUCUUCCACACAAAUCGAGGCAUGAUUUGGUCGAACAUGAGAAAUAUUGUGACCAGUAUCACUUUGCUAAGGAGCAGCGAAGAAUCCUGAUAUUAAGGUGGAAUAAGAAUAGGAGAGACUUUAUACAGAAGGCUGUGCUGACACUGGCCGAAGCCUGUGCAACUCAUGAAAUGGAAAGCAUGUUGGCUAAGGACAGGAAAAAGCAACAGGAAGUGUGUGCUGAUCUGAAAGCCAAGGUUCUUCAGUGGCGAGCCCGCCAGGAAGAGGUAACAAGACUGGAAAUGGAAAUCUCUGCCAGAAGAAGAGAAAAGGAAGAGGAGAAAGAGAAACUGUGGAAGAAGAAGAAAUUGUUACAAAGAGAAGAGAAGAAAAAAGAGAUAAGAAAAUACUUGGCUGAUAAAGAACAGAAAUGGCAGGAAAUGGAAAUGAGAGAUCUUCGGCGUCUGGAAGAACUGAAGAAAUUAAUGGCUGAACAGUCAGUAAAAGACAGAGAAAGGGUUAAAUAUAGACAAGAAUUAUUGGAAAAGCGUUUGAUGGAGAAAAAAGAAGUGGCCCUUCAAGAAGCACUUGAAGAAGAAGAAAGAGAAAAGCGACUAGAAGCCCUGAGGAAACAGGUUGCUAUUGUCGCUCAAUUUGAUCCUGUUAGAAUGAUGUCAGAUACAGUGGCAUCAAAAGCAAGGAUGGGUAUUGGAACUGAAGAAGAAUUUAUUCUUCAGAAGCCACUCUUCACAUUGAAUACGUACAAUGAACAGCAGAUAAUUUCUGACCCUAGACUUCGUUUUGAGUUAGCACUCCGAGAAGCUGGACUUCAUAAAACAUUUUAUGCCAAAGAGAUAUUACCAAAAAUCAGUCCUCAAAAACCUCCAAGAAAGGAUAUGGAGUCUACUGUUUUUAAAAUCUAG
Molecule: messenger RNA, 1338 nt
Organism: Budorcas taxicolor (takin)
Lineage: Eukaryota; Metazoa; Chordata; Mammalia; Artiodactyla; Bovidae
Gene: CCDC148
Product: coiled-coil domain containing 148
Exons: 10
Source: RefSeq, a predicted model, not a curated record